AUUAUUAUUAAAUCCUGUUUUGAUUGAUUCACGUUCAGAUCUGAAAGAUGAUUGCAAUGUUUUGAUCUCGUCGGAAAAGUGAAGGUGAAUAUGAAAAAUCGAGUGGUUUCGUUUUGAUGUUGAUGGCGACGACGACGAUGAUGAUAAUACGCAUUCCCUGAACCUUGUUGUAUCUUUGAUUCGAUGGCGUCCUCCAGCUCCGGCAAGAAGAUCCAAGCUAAUGCUACCGACGACGAACUCACCGAACAAGAAGAAGAAGAAGAAGAAGAAGAAGAAGAAAGUCUCGAGCACUUCGAUGAUUUCACUCUUGCUUCUUCGUGGGAACGGUUUAUUUCUGAAAUAGAGGCAGUAUGUCGGCUUUGGAUGUCUGAUGGGCCGAAUAAUUUAUCGAAGAAAGGUGCAGUUCUCUUGGAGGAUUCUCGUGAUUUGUACAAGGUGAAAUCUGAAAUGAAGUAUGCGAUGAAAACUUACUGCAUGGAGUACUAUUUUGAGACCAAUGCAGUUGAUUCAGGAAAACCGGUGGACAGGAAUUUUAAUUUGCAUGAUCUGCAGUUAUGUUUUGGCGUAAAGGAGUUUUUGGUGAUAGCUCCUCAGAGUGCAAGUGGUGUGGUUCUUGAUGCGCCAGAGGCUAGCAAGCUCUUGAGUGCUGUUGCAAUUGCUUUGUCUAAUUGUUCAAGUUUAUGGCCAGCAUUUGUUCCAGUUCAUGAUCCUUCUCGCAAAGCUUAUAUUGGAAUUCAGAGCAUGGGUACUGUAUUUACUAGAAGGUUUGAAGCAGAUCGAAUUGGUAGUCAGGUUCCAGUAAAACUUAUGCAUUUGGAGGGGCUGUACGAGUUAUUUGUGUCUAAGUUUGCCUACUCCACAUUGGAUCUAUCUGUUCACAAUUUCAAAGUCCGAUUUGCAAUGAAGCUAACAUUCAGAACACUUCCCUAUGACGAUGACUAUAUGAAAGAUGCCAAAAUUACCCAAUCUGGAGAAAAUCUUUCUGGUGAAACAUCCAAUGGGAAGCAAUGGGAUGAUGAUUGUUUUUGGAGUGAGUGGUAUUCUGCAGAAGAUCCUGUUAAAGGUUUUGAACUGAUUGCAAUAUGGUCUGAGAAGAUGGUUGAAAGUUCUAUGGAAAUGGCUGAAAUGGAAAAUGCCUCACCUCAUGAAGCUGAGAAGUGGAUGAUCUCUCUAAGACUUGAAGGUUCAAGUGGGAAUCGGAUUGGAUUUGCAUCCCAGUUGCAUCUUCUAGUUGAUGCAUUGCAAAUGUCAUUUGAGGCACAAUUUAUAGAAGAUUUUGUUUCAGUUGAAAAUUCAGGUUCUGAUAAUUUAAAAUCCUCAAUGGUUAUACCUCCACCAACAGUUAGAGAUCGUGUAUUGAAAGAAUUGUUUAUUGAGGGCAUACAGUUCUAUGAUUUCGCUGAUGGACAUAAUAAGACUUCUCGAGCUGUAAAAGGCGCACCUCUUGGAUCUCUCUUUGCACAAUUUUGUUUACAUUCUCUUUGGUUUGGCAACUGCAAUAUACGUGCUAUUGCUGUGCUUUGGAUAGAGUUUGUUCGAGAGGUUAGGUGGUGCUGGGAAGAGUCACAACUAUUACCCAGAAUGCCAACUAUUGGAUCAAUUGACCUUUCCACUUGUUUGAUAAACCAGAAACUUCAGAUGCUUGCUAUAUGCAUUGACAAGAAGUGUCAGCUGAAUGAAGAUUAUCAAGAUUGUAUUGGAACUAUGGAUCAAAUGGACUCCAUGAGUGAGGAAGAAAGCGUAGUUGGGGAUGGCUCAUUCAGUGUACAAACGCCUAGUGAGGAUUAUUCAGGGAAAGUUGACAGGGGAGAAAAUCCUGUUAGCACAAAGCCAGGAGAUGUGGAUCUGUUGCAUGAGAAGAAAUCUUCAGACUUGAUCAGGAGGGGUUCAGCUGGUAUUGUUGAUUCUAUGAUGCUUCUCAAGUCAUAUCAAAGUAUGCAUGCCCCAUAUACACAGGAAGCACCACUUAUGACCGAAGACAUGCAUGAGGAGCGGCUUCAGGCUGUUGAAGCCUUUGGUGAUUCAUUUAAUUUUUCUGCUCAGCUGGAAAAGGAUAUCUUAACUUCAGAUAUGUCAGCAUUUAAAGCAGCAAACCCAGAUGCUAUUUUUGAAGAUUUUAUUCGGUGGCAUUCACCUGGGGAUUGGGUAGAGGAUAAUGAUCCUGAGGGAAGUGGAUCAUCAUCAUUAUCGUCCAAUGCUCUUGACAAUAAGAAGGCAAAAGAAAGUUGGUCUCCACGAGGGCAGCUUUCUAAGAGAAUGUCUGAGCAUGGAAAUUUAUGGAGAAAGCUUUGGAAUAGCGCACCUGCUCUUCCUGCUUAUGAACAGAAACCUCUUCUUGAUCCAAAAAGAGAAGGAGAAAAAGUUCUUCACUAUCUCGAAACUCUACAACCACAUGAAUUGCUUGAGCAAAUGGUAUGCACUGCCUUCAGAGCCGCAGCCGACACACUAAGUCAGACUAGUUAUGGAGAACUGAAACAGAUGGAGACUGAGGUGCUGCAACUUUACCGAACCUUGGCAUCUGCUUUGAGGCCUUUGCAAGUAAAUCGCUUGUCUGCAGACAGUGAAACGUUUGAAGACUUACGACGACUAACCGUUGCUUUUGAACGUGUUGAGAAAUUAUUGACUUUUGCAGCUUCUCUUCAUCGCAAGCUCAUACAAGCGCCACGCCUCUCCAGAGAAAUUUUCACUGGUUACUACAAUUUUUAUAUUCAAACAACGGGAACAGGCUUGACAGAGGACAUUGCUGAAAAGGAAUUUGACAAGAAACAUGAAGUGAGGAACAAUGAGAGGAAAGUGUUGUCAAAUAUGUUUGUUCCUCCAACCGCUAACCAGUCUUGGAGAAAGGUUUUGAGCAUGGGCAAUCUCCUCAAUGGUCAUGAACCGAUCCUCAGAGAGAUUAUUUUUUGGCUGCGUGAUAGAGUGAAUUCUAAUCACUAUGCAGCUCGUAGUGGUAGUAUUUCUCAACAAGAAAUUGAAACUUAUAGAAUGUAUAUAUGUGGAACGUCAAAUGACCUACGUGUAGCUCUUUCUGUUGUCUCGUGUGAUUAAUAUUAUGGUGUUUAUUUAUUACAAUUAUGAUUA
Molecule: messenger RNA, 3081 nt
Organism: Abrus precatorius (Indian licorice)
Lineage: Eukaryota; Viridiplantae; Streptophyta; Magnoliopsida; Fabales; Fabaceae
Product: rab3 GTPase-activating protein catalytic subunit
Exons: 22
Coding region: 184-3048 (954 amino acids)
Biological process (GO): positive regulation of GTPase activity
Molecular function (GO): GTPase activator activity
Source: RefSeq, a predicted model, not a curated record